Eurytemora carolleeae is the source of this 629-nucleotide messenger RNA. RefSeq lists its product as uncharacterized. NCBI's taxonomy places the organism in Eukaryota, Metazoa, Arthropoda, Copepoda, Calanoida, Temoridae. Bases 142 to 507 code for a protein of 121 amino acids. The record is from RefSeq and is a predicted model, not a curated record. The transcript has 3 exons.
AUUUGUAAAAUGGCAAUUAAUCAGAAUUUUAAGCUUUUAACUACAUCCUAUUUGAAAUGUCAUUUUCUAAGAUUUCUCUGAAAUGUUUAGAAAGUAAGAAAGGAUAAAACAUUGAGCCAUUCGUAUCUGCACCACUGAACAAUGCAGAUCCUAGCAUUUAUACUCUUCAUCAGCUUUAUCCAGACUGGACUUGGAAUAGCAGGGAUAUCUGUUUCAUCCUGCUUGGGUAGAGGAGAGAGAUGCUCACCUCCGUUUCCAUCUAUGCGAAUAUCUAACCAAUGUUGUCAGCAUCAGAACCUAAUAUGUCUCGAGGAUCCAACUAUACCACCUCCUGUUCUAGGGGCAGCAGAAGCCAUUCCUAGGACACCAUUUCUGAAUCCCCUUGAGGUAUCAAUAGCAUCUGUUUUGUCUGUAGAAAACAAUAAUGCAGAACAAGAUCGGGUUUAUCAAUUAGGAGUAGAAGCAUAUAAUAGUCAAGCCAGGAUUUGCACCCCAGCCUUACCAUAAGUAUCUUUCAAAUAGUAAUAUGCGAAUAAACAUUAGAAUAUGUGCUUAUGAAAUAUUAGUUUUUGUGUGAUUAUUUUAUUGUAAAAAUUUAUAAUGUAUGAAAUAAAAAAGUUUAAAAUACA